Angiostrongylus costaricensis is the source of this 1032-nucleotide messenger RNA. Lineage: Eukaryota; Metazoa; Nematoda; Chromadorea; Rhabditida; Metastrongylidae. The record is from the annotation of a GenBank genome assembly.
UUCACUCAGCGUGGUGCUAAAAUGAACACCACAAAUGAUUUCUUUUUUGUGACGACAACUUGCGAAGGAAAAGGACUACGUGAAUUCCAACGAUGUAUGAAGUUUAAAUUAGUCUCUAAGUCCCGAGACGCCAUACGGUACGUUUUGGAGAAGGGUGAUAGUUGUUUUACCGAAUACAUUGGCAGAAACGGUGGCCAUCAGGAUAUCAUCAUCGGCAGUGAAUGUGCUGAGGAGUACGUGGUGGCACACGAAACGGGUCACGCGCUCGGUUUUUGGCAUACACACCAACGACCGGACAGAGAUCGGCACAUUUCCAUUAACUGGAAGAAUGUUAUGGAAGAAGCGACAGCAUCAUUCAUGCCGUUUCGUAGCAUGUUACAAGCAUUUGGAAUUCGCCAGGUCUCACCGCGAAGAGUGCCGUACGACUAUGGCUCGCUAAUGCACUACCAUGCUGUCGCUCACGCAAUUAAGGUGUCCGAUUUCACAAUCGUACCAAAAGAAUUGAAAUACGUGACAACAAUGGGAACCGAGAAAAUGGCGUUUUUGGAUGCAAAAGUAAUAAACGACAUCUACUGCCCGAAUGCCUGUGUGGGACGAUCGAACCUACAUUGUCUAGCUGGCGGUUAUCCGGAUCCAAAUAACUGCGCCGUUUGCCGUUGUCCUGAAGGGUUGGGUGGCGUUGACUGCAGUCGAUUGCAACCCAGUGUUUGUGGUGGUGAACUUCAUGCGACCGACACAUGGCAAACUCUUACCAGCCCACCAGGGAAAGAUAUCGUAUGUUAUUGGCGGAUAUCGGUACAAGAUGGCAACCGUGUACGAUUUCGUUUAUCGGACGGUGAAUUUCCAUGUUCAUAUGGUUGUCAAUCAUACGUGGAAAUUAAACACAAGCUUGAUAUUCGCCUAACCGGUUUUAGAAGCUGCUGUUACCGUCCAAAAGAAGACACCGUAUCGGAAAACAAUCAAAUCUUCGUCAUCUACCAUCCAAACGGACGAACAGCACGUUUUUCACUCCGUUACAUACGACAGGGCUAG